GCUCUGGCCAGGAAAGGGCUGCGUGCCCAUUGCCGGCGCCUCUGCUGUGGGGAAGCAUAGGCAGGGGCGCUCUUUUGACAACAUACACAGUUCUAUUUGUCAGUCAAGAGUUCUGCAGAUUGCUCCAACAGCAGCAGUUAUUUCAAUUGUUCAGGGUUAAGGCUUUGAACUAUUAACCUCUUUGGGUGCUCUUCUGGCAGAACGGUUCGAGAGGAAGAUGGGGUUUCCAAUCCAUACACUCCUUUUACAGGUUUUGCAGCACUGGAAUGGCCUUUGAAAGCAUCAAUAAGCCAGUUGUUGACCGCAUAAUCAGAGUGGAUCAUGCAGGAGAAUACGGGGCAAACCGCAUAUAUGCAGGCCAGAUGGCAGUGUUAGGUCGGACUUCGGUUGGACCAGUGAUCCGGCACAUGUGGGAUCAGGAAAAAGAGCAUUUGAAAAAGUUGAACGAGUUAAUGAUCUCGUAUCGGGUCAGGCCAACUAUUCUGUUGCCUUUCUGGAACAUCACAGGGUUCGUGCUUGGUGCCGGGACUGCCUUGCUUGGUAAAAAAGGUGCUAUGGCUUGCACGGUGGCGGUGGAAGAGAGCAUCUCUCAUCACUACAACAACCAGAUCAGGACGUUAAUGGAAGACGAUCCGGAAAAAUACAAAGAAUUAUUACAGGUAAUUAAAAAAUUCCGGGAUGAGGAGCUGGAGCAUCAUGACAUUGGGCUUGAGCAUGAUGCAGAACUGGCUCCAGCAUAUUCUGUUUUGAAGAACGCAAUACAGAUUGGAUGUAAAGCUGCCAUAUUUUUAUCAGAAAGAAUAUAGUGGAUUUUUUUAGCAAUGAUAUGAUACUGGUAUUUCAAAUAAUGUAAUAAUGUAAAGCUAAAAAAAAGACUUUCCCCACAUAGACAGUGUUUUUGGUUCUGUGUUAUUUUUUUUUCACUUGUGAUAGCACCAAAGAAAUGUAUGACCGAGGGGACAGUAUAUCUUUAGGAAAGAACAGUUUGUUAAUUGGAAAGGAAGUCGAGCCGCGUGAAUGUUUGCAUUGUGGAUGCUCCAGUAUAGCAUGCUUAUCUAAUGUCCUUAUACUAAUAUUAUGGGAGAAAAUAUAACUUUCAUAUCACUCCUAAAUGCAUUACUUUGAUGUAAUGCUCAAGUAGUUUAACGUCCUUGCCUAUGUUAGAUGGAAGUAAACUUCAUUGUAAUCAAUAGGACUUCAGAGUAGUCUGUUCCAGCGGAAGGGAAGAGGUGUCGCAUAAGUUCUUGAGCCACAUACGCUAUUGCAAAACAAUGUCCAUUGCAAGGAUAUUCAAAAAAUUCAAUGGGAAUGAAGCAACACACACUUGCCCUAAAUGAGUUAUCUUCAUGCAUUAUAUUUGCAGACGAGAAUUGGCAGCCUCUAAAAAUAAACAUCUCAAGCUUGC
Eublepharis macularius is the source of this 1405-nucleotide messenger RNA. It is a transcript of the gene COQ7, whose product is annotated as coenzyme Q7, hydroxylase. The record is from RefSeq and is a predicted model, not a curated record. Gene Ontology annotation, biological process: determination of adult lifespan; regulation of gene expression; ubiquinone biosynthetic process. Gene Ontology annotation, cellular component: nucleus; mitochondrial inner membrane. The transcript has 7 exons. Gene Ontology annotation, molecular function: 3-demethoxyubiquinol 3-hydroxylase activity. Bases 267 to 806 code for a protein of 179 amino acids. NCBI's taxonomy places the organism in Eukaryota, Metazoa, Chordata, Lepidosauria, Squamata, Eublepharidae.